This is a messenger RNA of Suricata suricatta (meerkat), 4468 nucleotides long. RefSeq names its product chromobox 2 (gene CBX2). The record is from RefSeq and is a predicted model, not a curated record. Gene Ontology annotation, biological process: negative regulation of transcription by RNA polymerase II. Bases 1 to 1701 code for a protein of 566 amino acids. Gene Ontology annotation, cellular component: PRC1 complex; heterochromatin. NCBI's taxonomy places the organism in Eukaryota, Metazoa, Chordata, Mammalia, Carnivora, Herpestidae. The transcript is spliced from 4 exons.
AUGGCCCCCGGAGACCGCCUGGCAGGCGGGCAUGGCCCCCGGAGACCGCCUGGCGUCCCGAACCAACACCGGCCAUCCAUGUCCCUUCGAUACAAAAUCGAGGCGUGCUACUCCAGACGUGCGAGGCAGGAUAAAGACGUCCAUCGCUGCGCCGUUUCUCACUGGAAUCGGGGACAGCUGCUGGUCACUCACUGCCCGUGUUUCUUGACGCCUUGUUUUUUCUCUUCCAGACACAACAGCUGGGAGCCAGAGGAAAAUAUCCUGGACCCGAGGCUGCUCCUGGCCUUCCAGAAGAAGGAACACGAGAAGGAGGUGCAGAACCGGAAGCGAGGCAAGCGGCCCAGGGGCAGGCCCCGGAAGCACACGGUGAUGUCCUGUGGCCGGCACUCCAAGCUCAAGGAACCGGACGCGCCCUCCAAGUCCAGCAGCUCCUCGUCUUCCUCCACGUCGUCUUCCACGUCCUCGGACGAAGAGGAGGACAGCGACUUAGACGCCAAGAGGGGUCCCCGGGGCCGCGAGACCCACCCAGUGCCUCAGAAGAAGGCCCAGAUCUUGGUGGCCAAGCCUGAGUUGAAGGACCCCAUCCGGAAGAAGCGGGGCCGCAAGCCCCUGCCGCCGGAGCAGAAGGCGGCCCGGAGACCCGUGAACCUGGCCAAGGUGCUGAAAACCGCGGGGAAGGACCUGGGCGCAGCGUCCGGCAAGCUGCCCCCUCCGCUCAGCGCCCCCGUGGCGGGCCUGGCAGCCCUGAAGGCCCAUGCCAAAGAGGCGUGCGGCGGCCCCGGCACCAUGGCCAGCCCGGAGAACCUGGCCAGCCUGAUGAAGGGCAUGGCCGGCAGCCCCAGCCGCGGUGGCCUCAGCUGGCAGAGCUCCAUCGUGCACUACAUGAACCGCAUGAGCCAGAGCCAGGCCCAGGCUGCCAGCAGACUGGCGCUCAAGGCCCAGACCGCUGGCAAGUGCGGCCUCGGGCUGGACCUCAAGGUGAGGACACAGAAGGGGGAGCUGGGGAUGAGCCCCCCUGGAAGCAAAGCCCCAAAGGCCCCCGGCAGUGGGACCGCGGAGCCGAAAGGGGGCAGCGCAGGAGGGGCCCCCUACAUCCACGGCAGUGGCAAGGCCCCUGCCGGGUGCCUGGGCUCCCAGCCUGCGGCCACCCAGGAGCUGAGCCUCCAGGUCUUGGACCUACAGAGUGUCAAGAACAGCACGCCAGGGGGUGGCAUGGCCGCCCGCCAUCCCGCAGCCACCAAGGGCGUCACCGCUGCCAACCCGGCCACCGGGAAGAGCACCGGGGGCGGCCCCCCCGCAGGGAGCGGGGCUGGCGUGUCCUCCGACAGCAGCAAGAGCGAGAAGCCGGCUCCCAGGGGGGCCGCUCUGCCCGCCCCCACAGGCAAGAGAGACUGCGCCAAGGGCGGCAUGGCCCCUGGGGGGCAGGAGGGCCACGCGGCCCCGGGAGACGCACGCAGGGCGGCCUUGGCGUCCGAGGUGAGCACCGAGGAGGAGCACAGCAGCUCCGACCCCGACCCUGACCCGGCGUCGCCCGGCGCCGGACCAAACCUGUCCGUGUCGGUGCAGACCAGCCAGGAUUGGAAGCCCACCCGCAGCCUCAUCGAGCACGUCUUCGUCACCGACGUCACCGCCAACCUCAUCACCGUCACGGUGAAGGAGUCCCCCACCAGCGUGGGCUUCUUCAACCUGAGACAUUACUGAUGACCCGGGGCCGCCGGCCGCCCUUGUCUGGCCUCCGGCUCUGUGCUGCCCUGCAGCCCGGCCUCUCCAGGGUCCCACAGCCUCCUUCGAGGGCAGGCUUGGAGGGGACGCCCCCAGGCCCCACCUGUGGCUCCGGGCCGGGCUGUACCUCGAUGCCUUGCCAAGGCCUGGCCUUGCCCUCACGCCUACCUCCGGGCCUUUGCUUCGCUUCCCGUAUGCCUCAGGAAGUCUGUGUCCGCGCGUCCCGCUGAACGUUUCUCAAGGCCGCCCCGCUGGCUGUUCAAACUGCCCGCCCCGCCCAUGCGGCCUGCUCUCCUCCGGGUUUCCCAGGCGUGCGGCUGUCAGGAGAGAUCCGGCGGCAGAGAAGGAGCAUGGCCCGGGAGGUGGCGGGGUGGGGCGGUCGGCCCCGGCCUGGAGGGACCGAGCACGGGCUCAGCUGGUUUUUUAAGGAGGUGGGCCGGGGGCCGGGAAGGGACCUCACAGUCAGGAUUCCCCUCAGCGCCUGAGCUGCGGAGGACUAGGGUCUGUCCCGCCCCCACGCUGCCAGUGAGGGCCACAGCCUGAAGUAGGACGGGCACUGGCUGUAACCGUGCUCCAGAGCCCUGCAGACCUCCCUUGGUGCCCUGUGACCCCAGUUCGGGCAAACAGCUGCAGCACCGAAUGUUCUAGAAGCCAUCGUGAACCAGGAGGGGCUGGGCCCGCAGUGGUUUCAUCUAGAACCCCCGUGUUUUGGGGAGCAGAAGCAGAAGAGUGUCCCUCUGGCUGCCCUCCUUUGUGCCAUGGCGUGCCAGGGCAGCCGCGGCCCCGAGAGCCCCGGAAGGUGGUGGCGGGGCAGGUGCUCAGCCCAGCUCCCACCCCCGGCCGUCUCUCCCUGACAAUCCCUCCCACCUUCUGGGGUUCCGUGUGCUCCCUCCCAGCUGCAAGGCUGUGUCCUUGGACCAUUCGGAAGUAGGGCACGAUCCGGGCGCCCUGCCUGUUGGAGGGCCCCUGGGAAAGGGUAGGUCUGCCUGCCCCUCACCAGACGGCUGCCUUGUGUGGCUGCGGAAAGGCAGGUCAAAGAGUGGGGACGUUGUGAUGCCAAAAGUGGAGGCGUGGGUCCCCUCUGCCUCGGCUGUCGGUGGCCGCCAGCCGGCAGGUGUGGGCACCCUCCCCCUCCGUGCCCCGUUGCCUUGAUCACGGGAGCCCGACACGGGGCUCUGCUCUCUGAACGGUGGGCCCACCAGACCUUCAACCCCCAGGUCCCUCCCCCUACGCGCCAAAUAGAAAGAUGGCUUUUUGUGUAUCUGAAUCAAUUUCAACAGUGUGCCUUUGGGGACAGACACGUGUCCACGGACUCAUCGAGGGGCGUCCAGAGACAGCUCCCGGGUCCCCGUGCGGCAGCCAUGCUGGGCGGUGGCAGGGGCAGAUCUGAGGGCAGGGGGUCCCAGACAACCAGGCUGGAAAGUGGGGGGCGGCAUCGUGGCUCACACUGCACAGUCUGGAAGAAAGGGGUCCCGGGGCACCUGGCACCAGCUCCCCCUCCGGUGCCCAGAGGCCCAGGUGUGACGAGCGGGCUCCUCGGGGAGCUGACUGCCUCCAGCUUUCUCAGCCCCUCUUUCCUGCCGGGCACCAAGCUGCCCUGGAGGCGGCAGAGCCAGGCCUGCAGCGGUUCCCCAAGCCUCUGGGACAGCCCGGGCCUCCGGGAGCCGUCGGACAGACGAGUGUCUGCCCCCCGACGUGGUGCCUUUCUGUUUACCAGCUACUUCAGUCCCAAAGUUGAAUCUGCAAACACCUUACUUACUCCGGGCCACUUUGCCUUCUUGCUGUGUCGUGUGGUUGUAUUCUGGUGCUGAUCAGUCCGAGAGGCUCAUGUUUAAAAGGGUGCGUGCAUGCAUGGGUGCGUGCGUGCAUGCACCCAUGCAGGCACGACUGCCUACACCGAAGACGCGAUGGCCAUGUUUACCAAUAAAAGUAGUACUUUUUGUUAUUUGCUGCUAUGUGUGCGUGAGUGUGGUGGGCGUGCGUGUGUGGCCGGACUUCAGUCAUCUGAUUUGAGACCCCCUCCCCCGUGUCUCCGAACCCGCAGGGUCUCCUGCGUGGACCCCGUGGCAGCGUAUACUGAAUGGGAGUUUGAGUAGCUGAGUCUCUGUUUGCUCGUUAUGGACAGGAGGGAGGAGGUGGCCAGUCUGUCCUCUUGUUAAGAGGGUUUGACCUUUUUUUAUAUAUAUUUUUUGGUACCAAAAAGAGUGUUCCUUGUUUCGGUUACACUCAAAAUUCUGACCCAGGCCUAGAGGUUUCAUUAGGGGGAAUUGGGUGGGGACCAGAGCUUUGGAUCAGUGCCAAUUGCUGGCUUGAUUUGUGUUUUUUAAUUAAAAUAAAAAAUCAUUCAUGUAUGCCGCUUCUAAUUGCUUUAAACUAUGGCUGCGGCCCUGGGAAGCUUAAAGGUCUUUGUUGAAACAGGACAGCAGCCCAGCCCCCAUAUUCAGUCAGGACCUACCAGUUAGAGAAAAUGCUUCCCCUAGGAAGCCCACAGUGGUUUCCUGGGAGGGGUGGGAGGAGGGGCGAGGUGCCGCCUAGAUGACCAGAUUUUUGCCUAAGUACAUCUAAAGGUUCUGUUGCUUUUCUAGUAUUUUUGGAGAACUAACACUAGGCAUACAUUGCAGAUUCUCUUUUUUUGACUGAUGUUAAUUUAUUUUGCAGGGGAAAGACAUUAGCGGAUGGUGUCAGGUUUUUGUCUUCCCUUCUGUUAAUUCUUAGCAUAUCAAUAAAUACUGUUUUCCACCUGUCA